AGCACUGAGUGAAAGAGGAAUGUGCCUUUUCCCCUUUCAAUUUAUGCUGGCCUCGACACACAUCCGAACAGAUUGAAUAACUAAUAAAAUGACUGUUUUGUGGUCGCGGGUGUGUCUCAAACGCGGCCUUGCAAUAGAAUAAUUUGGAUGUCUGGUGACGUAUCCGCUGCUUCGCCGUCUGCUCUGGAGGUUGUCAGCUUCAUCGGUAAAACAGUUGGCGCAGGCGCGGCACUGACAGCUGCUGUCUACUUACUCCGCAAAGUCUGCUUAAUAAUGGCCUGGAAAUCUGGAGGAGCCAGUCAUGCAGAGCUUGUCAACAACCUCCGCAAAAAUGGCAUUAUUAAAUCAGACAAGGUGUAUGAAGUCAUGCUGGCCACAGACCGAGCACAUUUCUCUAGGUGUAAUCCUUACAUGGACUCACCACAGUCAAUAGGAUAUCAAGCAACCAUCAGCGCCCCACAUAUGCACGCCUAUGCACUGGAGCUUCUACAUGAUCAACUGUAUGAAGGAGCCAAAGCUCUGGACGUCGGCUCCGGCAGUGGAAUCCUGUCUGUUUGCUUCGCACGAAUGGUAGGUCCAAAAGGGAAAGUUAUAGGAAUUGAUCAUAUCAAAGAACUGGUAGACGACUCUGUAAGUAACGUGAAGAAAGAUGACCCCAGUUUGAUAACAUCGGGCCGAGUCAAACUAAUAGUGGGAGACGGACGAAUGGGCCACCCAGAGGAGGCGCCGUAUGACGCCAUUCAUGUUGGUGCAGCAGCACCCACCGUACCCGAAGCUCUUUUGGACCAGUUGAAGCCCGGCGGCCGGCUGAUUCUACCUGUCGGCCCAGCAGGAGGAAAUCAGAUGCUAGAGCAAUAUGACAAGAUGGAGGAUGGCAGCACCAAAAUGAAGCCCUUGAUGGGGGUGAUUUAUGUGCCUUUAACAGACAGAGACAAGCAGUGGUCCAGGUGGAAGUGACUUCCUUCUCCCCCUCUCCCUCUCUCCUUCUCAGUGGCAAAGGGAUGAACUUUGAAGAUGAAGACAGGCCAUAAUUCACCUUUAAGUUUGAACCUGGAAAAAACCUGGAUGGGGUCAGGGAGCCCUUGACAUUUGUUUAAAGCAUCAUUGAACAUGCUCUUUUUGUUUAAGUCUAUAAGGGACUAGAGUAUCACAGUGUUGACAGCCCUGAGGGGCUGUGAAGAAAGACUGAUUAAAGCUCAACACAGAAAUAUUCAAGAUGGGCUUUUUGGUUCUUUUUUUUUCUUUUCAGGCCUGCAUAUUUUUAAUUGCAUAUUAUUUUCAACUGCUGGAUUUUAGGUUUGUUUUUCUUUUGUGGUUUCACCAUUUGUCAGACACUUUUACAGAAUUGCAUUUCAGCACGAUCAAAGCUGAAUGUAGGAGGAUCGUAGGACAAUGGUAAAGAUUGCCUGAGCCUUUUAGAUAAUUCACUUUGCUAUGGUGUGCGUGUGUGUGUGGAUCAUCUAACUGUAGACUUAUUUGCUUAAGUAUGAGCUUUUUUUUCCCUUUGCCAGCAGUAUUAGGAAAACACAGAGUAAUACAGUGGCUGAUGUACCCACAUAAUCUGUUAGAUGUGCUGCACUCUUUGGUCACACAUAAAGUAUGCUACACAUUGGAUCAUAUUAAACAUACUCCAAAGACAGACAAGCACUUAAUACCACUGACACUCAUGCACGUACAAGGCUGUGCUUUCCACCUGGUGAUGUGUUGCUUUUUGCAGCUGGUUUCCAGUUACAACUUGUGCAGGCUCCUCUGGUGACUGACACUAAAAGGGACAGUCACUGCUUUGCCAAAAUAAAUCUUUAACAUUAUAAAGCAAAUGUCUGUUUCUUGGGAAAAAGAAGAGGAAAAAAAAAGCACUCAAAAUAACAUAAAGCACAUUUUAUUUUUGGGUGAUUAAAUGAUAUUUGGCUUUCACAGUAUCUGGAAUGGCAUAUGAAAAUAAAGUGAUGCUUAUGG
Messenger RNA from Melanotaenia boesemani (Boeseman's rainbowfish), 1956 nucleotides. It is a transcript of the gene pcmt1, whose product is annotated as protein-L-isoaspartate (D-aspartate) O-methyltransferase. Gene Ontology annotation, molecular function: protein-L-isoaspartate (D-aspartate) O-methyltransferase activity. The record is from RefSeq and is a predicted model, not a curated record. Gene Ontology annotation, biological process: protein modification process. Gene Ontology annotation, cellular component: cytoplasm. Bases 148 to 957 code for a protein of 269 amino acids. The transcript has 8 exons. NCBI's taxonomy places the organism in Eukaryota, Metazoa, Chordata, Actinopteri, Atheriniformes, Melanotaeniidae.